GUUUAGAAUGCAACAUACAGAACGACAAAAACGUGAACAUAGUUUUGUCACUGAUAAAAUGUUCUACGAGGCGUAAUGUAACGAACAAAAGGGUGAUAUCCGUAAAGGCCACAAAAUCUAAAGAUGUUGUUCUCAUUCUUAAUACUGAUGAACACGACCAAGCUGCCGUGGCGAUGUUGGUUGUAAUGGUCUGUGCACGUCGUGUAGCCGCACCGCCAUCUCUACGAAGUAGGUAAGGGACUAAGGGUUAGCCUAACCAGAAAGAUGCAACAAAAAUAUCAAGUCCCUUCUGCAGCUGAAGAUCAUCAUCGAGGACAGCCACGCUUUCGCCAGGACGACGCGCCAUCGCCCAACAAGAAAAGCGGCGCAGAACUAAGAGCGGAGACGCGAGCCGUCGACACGGAACUUGAAAGGAGCGUCGCAAAUUUUCGUUCAAGGCUGGACGCGAUGUGCCAGGAAGUGGAGUACCGACUGGGCGUAAUCGGCGGUGAUCCGAAGGGGCGAGAGCGGGCUCUCCAUAAGCUAAAUGUCGAAGAUCCGGAGGCAAGACGGGAAGGUAGACGACAGCUGGCCGCCCUGAGGAAAGAUUUUCUGCCAGAUGCAAGAGACCAAAAUGUUACCAGUGCCGAUGCCGAAACAAGUGCAGAUGCGAGAUCUGGAACGAGAUCACAGCAGCAGAGUGGCGAUGUGAAGACGAGUGAUUUACUGCGCAAGCGACUGUACGAUAUCGAUGACUUCAUUGGGGAAGCAGGACUUCAUGACACGAAGAAAUCGAGCACCACGAGGACGACGCGAGAAAACGAAAAGCACCCCUUGUUGCACGAGUUUCGCACAACCUCCGCGGCUGCCCCUCGUCAGACUCCUUUUGCCGCUGAGGUAGCAGAUGUUUUCAAAACUGGAGAUCAUCGUAAAAAUCUAGCAUCGUCUACUAGUACCUUGCAGCAAGAACAACCGCUGAAGAAUCAAGAGGAUUUGCUGGUAGUACGCGGAGACCUGCGGACUUUUCGGCGUUUUUAUGAGGCGAAGUAUCGAAUUCCAGACAAGAUCGCGGAAAUCGACUCUCACCUGAAGAACAUCGACUUGUUUGAGCGCGAACUUGAGAUAUUCAAAGAAGUGCUUGCCGAUCAGGCAGCGAGGCGCGCUGAAAGCGAUUCUCAAUCCUCGUCCUCUUCUGAGUCUCCUGGAGCUAGAGGCAUCACGAAGACUGCAAGAAAGCCACCGCAUCGAUUGCUGCGUCCGCGCAAGAAGGCUGAAUCGACAUCGUCUCAGAGCGGUUGCGGGAGCAGAAGUAGCAGAGGUACGAGUGAGAGCGGAAGCAGUAGAAGCGAUGGUGAACAAAUUGAAAAGGAUAGAAGAAGUAGAAGGAAAGGGGGAAGAAAAAAUGACCACGCAGGCCGUAGAAAGCGGCGUCGUGAUAAGAACGCACAGCGGGGCUCCAGGUGCAGGGGCUCGUCGAACAGUUCUUCCAGUUCCUCGAACAGGAGCAGCACGUCUGAAGAUGAUGACGCUGCAUCUCUCGCAGAGAGUUUCACCGAUCCAUCAUCUAUAUGGUCGCACCACAACGAGAAGGCACUUCCACCCUCCUCAGCUGAACGACGAUCGCGAGAAGACAGAGCUUUCUGGGAAGAGCGCAAACGGAAGACGAGUCGUGGAAAACAGGCAACGUCGAAAUCGAAGCCAGAUGAGCGUCCAUACCGUUUGCAAAUGAUCGAGGCACUUGAAGCGCACUACCAGAAUCUGGAUGAGCGGGAUGCCCUGGAAGCAUUAAAAUCUUUGAAGAAGGCAAAAGAACCAGAGGCCUCAAUAAAGGCCGC
Amoebophrya sp. A25 is the source of this 1814-nucleotide messenger RNA. NCBI's taxonomy places the organism in Eukaryota, Dinophyceae, Syndiniales, Amoebophryaceae. The record is from the annotation of a GenBank genome assembly.